AUGGGAUCUUCGUUGUCUAAUUUAACAGAACAAUGGGGACCGGUGGGGUCAGAUAAUGGGCUAGGGCUGGGUGACAUACCUCAGAGCUAUGUAGCUUGUGUUUUUCUGUAUCUAACUCCCCUGGAAAUUUGUAACUUAGUCCGUUUAAAUCGGGCUUUUCGCGACGCUGCUUCGUCGGAUGCCGUCUGGGAAUCCAAGCUUCCUGGGAAUUAUCAACAUCUUUUGGAGUUAUUGCCGCCUGACAAGUAUCAGAAUCUGUGUAAAAAAGAUGUUUUUGCUCUUUUUUCACGCCCAGUUCCCUUUGAUGACGGUAAUAAGCAAACUUUGCCGAACUAG
Erigeron canadensis is the source of this 336-nucleotide messenger RNA. Its product is annotated as F-box protein PP2-A15-like. Gene Ontology annotation, molecular function: protein binding. Lineage: Eukaryota; Viridiplantae; Streptophyta; Magnoliopsida; Asterales; Asteraceae. The transcript is spliced from 2 exons. The record is from RefSeq and is a predicted model, not a curated record. The coding region runs from base 1 to 336 and encodes 111 amino acids.